GGUUGUGGAUUUUCAACACACCUGACCCGUGGUGAUUCUUAGAGGACACAUUUGUCAUUUUCUUAACACCAAACACCAUAUCUGUAAAUUUCAUCUUCAUCAUCAUCAUCUCUCCAGCAAGCGCUUCCACACCAAACACCUUCUCCCUUUCUCUAUCUCUAUCACUUGCAUAGACAAACCCUAUCCCCAUCAAUGGCGGCUUCUUUUACAACUCUGCCAAAUGUGGGCUCACUAUUCAGCCCCAUAAAUACCAUGUCGCGGGUAAAAUCAGGAAGCUCCACCGCGUGUAAUGCAGUCAAGUUUCCCAGCAGAAAUUUGUUGCCGUCUAAUGUUUCCUCGUCAUCAUCGAGCUUGUUCUUCUCGGGUUCGCUUCGUUUUGCUUCUCUUACAACCUCGUCUCCGAAGAAAUCCAGUGUUCUAAGCUCCGUUCGAGCUAGUGCAGAGGUUGCGGAGUUGCAGUCAAAGGUGACCAACAAAGUGUAUUUUGAUAUAGGGAUUGGGAAUCCAGUAGGGAAGCUUGUUGGGAGAAUUGUCAUUGGGUUAUUUGGUGAUGAUGUGCCACAAACAGCAGAGAACUUCCGUGCAUUAUGUACAGGAGAGAAGGGCUUUGGUUUCAAAAAUUCUGCUUUCCACCGUGUCAUCAAAGAUUUCAUGAUUCAAGGAGGGGACUUUGACAAAGGAAAUGGCACUGGAGGUAAAAGCAUAUACGGCCGCACAUUCAAAGAUGAAAACUUCAAGUUGUCACAUAUUGGACCAGGAGUUCUUAGUAUGGCAAAUGCAGGGCCCAACACCAAUGGAAGCCAAUUUUUUAUCUGCACUGUUAAGACUCCAUGGCUAGAUCAAAGGCAUGUUGUGUUUGGGCAAGUUUUGGAAGGCAUGGACAUUGUUAAAUUGAUCGAGUCACAAGAGACAGACAGAGGAGACCGUCCCACAAAGAGAGUGGUGAUCCUUGAAAGUGGCGAGCUUCCCAUGACUGAGGCAUGAUCAAUUCUAUCCAUCUAUUCUAUUCUCCUCAACAUCGAACCUGAGAGAAGUCUACCCCUCUUGAAGGGCUUUUGUCUAAAUGAGUAUGGAUCAAUCUCUGACAGUUUCUUUGCUCACUUGUAUCCAGUAGAAAGCUUCAGCAAAAAGAGUUGUUUCUCGGAUAGGAAAAUUUUUAUCGGGUGGUUGUUAAGGCAUAUAUCAUUUUCAACAUUUGAUCCAAACUUCCACAAUGGACUUCAUUGUUAUUUUA
Messenger RNA from Populus trichocarpa (black cottonwood), 1234 nucleotides. RefSeq names its product photosynthetic NDH subunit of lumenal location 5, chloroplastic. Gene Ontology annotation, biological process: protein peptidyl-prolyl isomerization; protein folding. Lineage: Eukaryota; Viridiplantae; Streptophyta; Magnoliopsida; Malpighiales; Salicaceae. Gene Ontology annotation, molecular function: peptidyl-prolyl cis-trans isomerase activity. The coding region runs from base 193 to 984 and encodes 263 amino acids. The record is from RefSeq and is a predicted model, not a curated record. The transcript has 7 exons.